This is a messenger RNA of Sinocyclocheilus anshuiensis, 7651 nucleotides long. Its product is annotated as pleckstrin homology-like domain family B member 1. Lineage: Eukaryota; Metazoa; Chordata; Actinopteri; Cypriniformes; Cyprinidae. Gene Ontology annotation, molecular function: protein binding. The transcript is spliced from 26 exons. Bases 190 to 5079 code for a protein of 1629 amino acids. Gene Ontology annotation, biological process: regulation of microtubule cytoskeleton organization. Gene Ontology annotation, cellular component: basal cortex. The record is from RefSeq and is a predicted model, not a curated record.
GGGUGCAGAGGGACUAGCAUUGGCUUGGAACUUACAUGGUCACAUGGGAAUUUAGGAUCAGUCUGAGAUUCAUUAAAAACAUUUUAAUUAUUUACGAAGGAUUAAGUUUUUGGAGUUAAUGAUUUGAGAGUUUGCUGGAGGUCAGAUCUGUGUGUCAGGAUGAAAUAGGCCGUUCGUCCAGGUUGGUUAAUGAGGAAUACGACAUAUACUGAACGUUCAGGAUCCCAACAAGACAGCAGGAAAGCCUCCACCAUCCUGGAUUCUAAUAUGAUGCUCAGGAAGGUCCGAUUUCAAGAUUCUCAUGUCCCUGAGCGAGUAAGUGAAAACACGCUGGUCAUGGAUAGUUUGAACCAAAAUCUUACCAGUGGACAUCAGUCUCAUCAAGUGUUCCAGAGCACUCCACUGGAUUUGAUUGAGACUGGGAAAGCCCUGAAGGUCCAAGCAGAGCGCCCACAUUUGGUCAGUCUAGGAAGUGGCCGUCUCAGUACAGCCAUCACCCUCUUACCCCUGCCUGAAGGCAAGACCACUCUGGGUCACGGAGCCAUGGACAUCAACAUCCAGGGCCCAGGGAUCGCAGCUCAGCACUGCUUCAUUGAAAACAAGGCAGGACUCAUCACGCUGCACCCCUGUGGAAACCAGUGUAGCAUGGACGGACUACCGGUCACCAAACCUGUGCGCCUGUCUCAAGGCUGUAUGCUGUGUUUCGGCCAAUCCGCCUUUUUCCGUUUCAACCACCCCGAGGAGGCUUUCCGAAUGAAAAGCAUGAUGCCUGAGGGAGCACAGACAGCCAGUGUGAAAAACUGGGCCCACACAGAUUCUGAGAACCUGAUCAAUGGGAACCACUCGUCAGGAGCGCCAAAAUCUCACUUGGUCUCCAACGAGAGAGUGCGCCCUGAGCACAGUGCCAUCGUCAGUUCCAUUGAGAAGGACCUUCAGGACAUUAUGGACUCAUUAGUCAUGGAUGACCCUCAGCCCUCUUCCUCUGAGUCAAAGAAGCCCUCUGGUCUGCCCAUCUCCCAGUCUCCCUUGUCCCCCAUGUUAAAUGGAGGGGGGCGCUUCCUUCUCUCACCCCCAAUGAGCCCUGGUGCUAUGUCUGUGGGCUCCAGUUAUGAGAAUACCUCUCCUCCUUUCUCUCCUCUCUCAUCCCCAUCCGCUGCCAGCAGUGGCAGCUACACCAGUCCAUCUCCAAGUGGUUGUCAGAACCAGCUUCACACGCUUCCUCCUGUGCCAGUGAGGUCUUCUAGUUACAAUUACACCAGCCAGCCACCCAUACCUCAGCCACGAACCAUACUGCCCAGCUAUUCCAGUGGCAACAGUGGGCCAAAGGUGCCUGAGAGUCCCAGACUCCAGCGAAAGGCUCUUUUAGAAGCACCUCCAAGCCCAAAGCCAAGUCGUUGUGGGUUGAACCAAGACAGCUCGGUGGCUAAAACCCCAGACAGCCCCAUACAGACUCACAUUCUGCCCUCAGUCUCAAUCUCUACUGCUCCGACUGAUCACCCAUCUGUCAGUCGGGUUCCAGUUCCAGGUAGUCCCAGACUGACCCCCAAAUUCUCAACCGCAUCCCCAUCCUCCUCGCCCUCUAGUCCUAGAACCAAAACUGCCAUUGUUCUCCAGGAUCGGCCCUCAAGUCCUUUCCGGGAGCAGCCUCAGCCAGAUCGCUCCUUGACCUCUAGCCCCUCUAAUCAACUCUCCCCACCCUCGCGAUCUUUCCAGCCCCCCUUGGACCCCAUUGUCCACAUCAUUCAGGGUGGACCUCCACACCCACAUCCUCGCAUAUUGCAGCCUCCAGAAAGUCCGCGGCUGGCCCGCAGGAAUCUUGAAGGGAGUAGCAUGAGGGAGCUUCCUCCUCUUAGCCCCUCUAUAGCUCGCAGGGGGGUUCCUGUGCUCCCCGGAGCUCUACCGGGAACCCUGCGGACUCCAGAGAGUCCAUCCCCAAGAAUGGGGCCAGAGAGUCCCAGACUCAGGCGGAAAGCAGGGUCUCCUACAGAGGAGCCAUUCAGCCCUCGUGGGGUGCGUGCUCGUAGUCCUUCACCCACAUCCGGACUGAUGGGGGAAGGCAGUGGACGGAAGGGCAGUUUUGGGAACUCGCUCUCUUCCACAUUCAGCCUGGGCUCUCUGCCUGGGUCAUCGCCCCGAUCCAGUCCUAGGAGCCACAGAAAGAUGUCAGCGGGCCACAGGGACCUUUGGAUGCCUCACCCUGGCAUGAGGGAGCGCAAAAAUAGCAUCACAGAGAUCAGCGACAACGAGGAUGACCUUCUGGAGUACCACCGGCGCCAAAGAGAAGAACGACUCAGAGAGCAAGAAAUGGAGAGGCUGGAACGGCAGCGACUGGAAACAAUCUUGAACCUCUGUGCCGAGUACAACAAGGGCGACGGGCCGGCGGGAGAUCUGGGUAGGAUGGGCGUCUCUGGGCUUGGCUCGAGGGACGGGCUUAACGUCAGAUGUCCUUCCUUGGACAGUGUGAGCAACGCUUCCCUAAGGGUGGUGCAGAGACAUCGUGAAAGCCAAGAGGAGAACCUAAAGGGAGACAGGAGUAGCACUGAGAGUGCGCAGCAGGACGGACGGACCCCAACAGCUCUGUUAAAUGGACAAAAUGGACAGGCAGAGGACUCUCUGGGAUCGGGCAGCAUUGGCCGUCUGGAACUGGGAUACCUGGAGGAGGAGCGGGUUCGAGUGCUGGCAAAGGUAGAUGAGCUCAAAGCUCGAAUCACAGAACUGGAGCAGCAACUUCAGGAGUCCAAACAGGAGGCGGAGAUGGAAAGAGCUCUGCUGCAGGGAGAGAGACAGGCUGAGCUGGAGCAAAUCGAGGCCGAGACAGAGAUUAUCAACCAGCUGCAGCGCAAACUCAGUGAACUGGAGAGCACCAUCCAGAGAGAGAAAGACAAGGAGAGGGCUAAUGUUGACGCGGAGCGGGAAGCCCUGGAGAGGCUUCAGGAUGGGUACAAUGAGUUGACGAGCCAGCUCCAUAACUGCCCUGAGUCUCUGAGGGAGCAGUUACAGGAACAACUCAAGAGGGAAGCUGAGACUCUUGAGGCUGUGACUAAGCAGUUUGAGGACCUGGAGUUCCAGCAGUUAGAGAAGGAGAGCAGUCUGGAGGAGGAGCGCGAGACCAUCAGCCAGCAGCUGCUGCAGGACAGAGCUCAGUACCACUGCAGCAUCGCCAAAAGAAAAGAAAAAGUUGCAGCAUUGGAAAGCCAAGCCAAUCAGCUGGGAAUACAGGCUGCUCAGGAGUGUGAGAGGCUGGCCAAAGACAGAAGUAUGACAUUGCAGCUGCUACAGAAGGAAAAGGAAAGGCUGGCCAAUCUGGAGAGAAGAUACCAGAGCUUAACUGGUGGAAAGACGUUCCCCAAAAGCUCCAACACUAUAAAGGAGGAGUACUUGAAGCUGUCGGAUGUUUAUAAGAUGUAUGGGAGUAAUUGCCAUGACAUCCAGCUCGCCAACGCUUCCUCACACGGCCUCUCGCUUGCUCUUGACCCAGCUGUAACUGCCCCUCGUGAGGAGUAUGUGACCGUCGGCCAAUUAAACCAGAUCUAUGGGAUGCCGAAGGUGGAGUCUUCCCCUACCUCACCCAUCCAAUUACUUCAGUCUUCUCUUGCAGACUCCGCCUUCUCCUGCCUCCCCUCCCCUCACAGCUCCUCCCUCUCUCUCUCCUUCGAGCGUCAGUCGGACUGGGGCAGGCCUCAGAUCGCUGCUAUAGAUUUAGAGCGCUGGUACCAGGAGGUAAUGGCAGCUGGAGAUGCAAAACAUCUCUGCCCUCCUCCUCCCCUCCCGGCUAAAGCUUUCUCAUCACGCAAGCCUGCGCAGGUGUACCGCUCUCGACUGGACAGUGAUACCAGCCAAUCGUCAAUUUCGAGACCGAAAAUCAGCGCCGGUCUGUCCCCCACAUACAUUACAGCUACACUGGGACGCAACACUCCUGCCAGGAGUCCUCUGAUGGUAGUCAACAGCACCGGGAGUCUCCCACGCAACCUGGCAGCUACCCUGCAGGACAUUGAGACCAAGAGGCAGCUGGCUCUCCAGCAGAAAGAAUUCUUGCCCUCCGUCUUUGAGUCGUCCUCCAGUACGGACAGUCCCACAGGCCAGCAGGUGAUUGAGGAGCAGCGGAGGCGUCUGGCCGAGCUGAAGCAGAAAGCUGCAGUAGAGGCUCAGUGCCAGUGGGAGGCGCUCCAUGGCUCUCAAACGCAGCUCAACAGUCCCUUUUCCUCCACCUCUGGGCCAGUCAUGCACCACUCCAUCCUGCACCACACAGCGCCCUCUUCUGGGGAACAACCUUAUGACACCCUCAGCCUGGAGAGCUCGGACAGCAUGGACACAAGCAUCUCCACUGGAAACAACUCGGCCUGCUCUCCUGACAACAUGUCCAGUGCCAGCGGUAUGGAUGCGCUGAAGAUCGAGGAGAUGGAGAAGAUGCUGAAAGAGGCACAGCUAGAGAAAGCUCGACUCAUAGAGUCCAGAGAACGAGAGACUCAGGCCCGUAAACUCAUGCUAGAGGAGGAGAGAAGAAGAAGAGAGGAGGCGGAGAAGAGACUGCAGGAGGAGACGGUACACAGACAGCAGUUGAUAGAGAAGGAGGUGAAGAUGAGGGCCAAAAACUUCUCUCAGGCCCGCCCGAUGACCCGAUACCUGCCCAUUCGCAAAGAGGAGUUUGACCUCCAUUCCCACAUCGAGUCUUCAGGUCACAGCGUGGACACGUGCUACCACGUGAUUCUCACCGAAAAGAUGUGCAAGGGCUAUCUUGUCAAGAUGGGAGGGAAGAUCAAAUCCUGGAGGAAGCGCUGGUUCGUCUUUGAUCGCCUUAAAAGGACGUUUUCCUACUACGCCGAUAAACAUGAGAGCAAAUUGAAGGGCGUCAUCUACUUCCAGGCUAUCGAGGAGGUUUACUAUGAUCACCUGCGCAGUGCCACAAAGAAAGGAUUUUUCAAUAUGAAUUUGACAAACAGCCCCAACCCCUCCCUGACCUUCUGCGUGAAGACGCACGACAGACUGUAUUACAUGGUGGCCCCGUCUGCAGAGGCCAUGAGGAUAUGGAUGGAUGUGAUAGUAACAGGAGCCGAGGGCUACACGCAGUUCAUGAACUGAGACAAAACCCACCGCUCAAAAUGGAAACCGUUCGGCAGGGAGACUUCAGAUGACCCAGACCUGUUAUUCCCAAUGAGAGGAAAAACUUUAUUUUGUUACUUCCUUUUUUCUUCUUCUUCUUCUCGUGUUUCCUGGAGAUGUUAUAUAUUCACUCAGAUGCACAGACAGAUAUCCACCAGAGGCUUUCCAUGUCUGCCUGGAUUGAAAAAGGGAGAAGACGAAAAGACCCGGUGAACCAAACCUGCAGGUGGUGGCUCACUCACCAUCAACGAAAAUGCCUUUUUGCCAUCAGAGAUAUUUUUUAGUUGCAGUUUAUCUUGUCUGGAUGUGCAGAAACUUGACUUUCAUUUCAGUUUGUCCCACGAUUUUUCUUUUCAAACAUAAUGGGAAAAAUGCCAAAUGCCAUCAAGCCAUUCUGGAAUAGUGUUGCGUUAAAUAUUUGAUGGGAUCGACCGACACGAAAUGAUGAGAGAAUAUAAAUUAACUGCAGUACAUUUAAAUGAUGUUUUAAAUUAAAUGGAGUAUUACAUUCACAUUUAAAGAUCCGGUAUCACAAAAACAAAGACUUGAUUCACCAAAGCUUACCAACCAGCUCAGGAGUCUGUAUUUAUUGUAGAGGGACAUCAGCGACUCCUGUCCAAGUGUAUCCCACUGCGUCUCUGUGUUCCCAGCUCAUUCUUUUAGAUACAGAACCACAAACGCAUGCACACACACACAUACCACGUACAACAGUAGAGUCUAUUUGCCAAGUCCUGACAACUUGAUCUUGAGAUUUGACUCCCAAGGGAGGCAGCCAUCACCUAUCACUGCCAGCCUACGAGAGUUUGGAAUAAUUGCCACAAACAGGAGAAAAAGAAACAACAUCAUAAUCAUGCAAGUCAUACAGUGCCUUGAUACUGACCCAUAUUUGUCACUCUUAGUAUCUGAAUUGUUACACUAGUGAAAAACAGCUGGAAUCACAGUCGUAAGGUGCGGUCACAUUAGCAGAAUUUUGAGGGUCAUAAAGGUCCUUUAUCAAUUGUUUUGAGAUGUAUGAAGUACAGCUCACACAGAAGUCAAAACAAGCAACUCUGUAAAUUCGUGUGAUCAACUUGAAGCGGUUUUGAAAUCUGCUUUGAAAUCAUGCAAAAUGCAGGUUGCAUGGAUGCCUAUUGAAAUUCGCCUGCGAAAAUUCACUGAACAACAGUAAAUUAGCAAACAUUUUGUGAAAAUACAUAGGCAAAAAAUGUCAAUUGUUUACUGUCAGUAGUGUAGCGGUGCAUGAACUACAGCUUACACAGAAGUCACGUUCAAAACAAGCAAGUUUUCCAGCUUUCUGUUGGUCAACGCAGUGAAUUCGCGUGACGGAUUUGAAAAUCGGUUUAGAAAUCGCUUUCACCAUCAUGCAAAAUUCCAGAUUGCAAGGAUGCCUAUUGAAAUUCGCCUGAAUUUCGCUUGCAAAAAAUUCACUAAACAACAGUAAAUUUGUGAAAAUUUUGUAAAAAAUUACGUAAGCAAAAAAAAAAAAAACUAAAUAAAUUGUCUACAGUCAGUAAUGUAGUGAUGCAUGAGGUACAGCUCACACAGAAGUUACAUUCAAAACAAGCAAGUUUUCCGGCUUUCUGUUGCUCAGCGCAGUGAAUUAUCCGACUUGAAUCAGUUCUGAAAUCUGCAUUGAGAAACCUUUCACCAUCAUGCAAAAUUCCCAAUUACAGUGAUGCUUAUUGAAAUUCAUCUGCGGAAAUUCACUGACCAACGGUAAGUUAGCAAAACAAUUGUAAAAAUUACGUAGGCAAAAAAUUACAAUUGUUUGCUGUCAAUAGUGUAGUGUGCAUAAAGUACAGCUCACACAGAAGUCACUUUCAAACCAAGCAGCUUUAUGUUGGUUGAAUUCACGUGACCAUCUGAACCUUUGGCGAAAUCUGCAUAGAGAAAUCUUUCGUCGUCACUCGAUAUACAUGGAUGCCUAUUAAAUUGACUGGAUUUUGCCUGCAAAAACUGGCUAAACAUCAGUAAAUUAGCAAAACAGCAGCAAUAUUUCUCAAGCCAAAAGAGGUCAAACCAAGCAACUUUAUGUUGGCUGAACUCGUGUGACCAGCUGAACCUGUUGCGAAAUUUGUGUGGGGAAAUCUUUUGCAGUCACAUGAAAUUCCAGAUCGUGUGGAAAUCUAAUUGAAUUUGAUUUACAUUUCACCUGCAAAAAUUCAUAAAGCAACUAUAAAUGUGACCGCACCUUUAUUCCAUGUGAUACAUCGUGGGUUUUACUGUUUUAAGAGAUUGUGAACAGACACUAAUUUAAAAAAAAGGUGACCUAUUUAAAUCAGUCCGAUACGGCUUUAAUACAAUUUAGGGGGCUAUUUAAAUGGUUUAGUAGCUCUUCAAGUAUUAUUGAUGUUUUACAAGCAGGCUAUUAACUAGUCUGUUCCACCUUGUGUUAGUUUGGGGAAAAUAAAAUGUUUAUUUAUGGUUAGCGAUGUUACAGCGACGACACUGUUAAAAAAAGACCAACAUUUUCUGCUUUCUCCCGAAACCAAUCUGUAUGUUGAAAUGAAAUCUACAGAGAAUUGAAAUAAACAUGAAUAAUUAGUCUUCA